AUGUUUGGAAUAAGAAGUUCAAAGUUUCGUCAUUUGUAUGGCUGUGUGAGUAGAAAAGAAGAUUGUUAUGAAGGAGUGAAAGUAACUUCUAAUGCACAUGAUAGCAAUUUUUGUGAAGUUAACCCAAAAUUUGUAGCCAUUGUCAUAGAAUCUAUAGGAGGUGGAGUGUUCAUUGUGAUACCUAUCAAUCAAGUAAUUGAAUCAUUAUUAUCAAUGGCAUAG
Helobdella robusta is the source of this 222-nucleotide messenger RNA. RefSeq lists its product as hypothetical. The transcript has a single exon. Gene Ontology annotation, molecular function: actin filament binding. NCBI's taxonomy places the organism in Eukaryota, Metazoa, Annelida, Clitellata, Rhynchobdellida, Glossiphoniidae. The coding region runs from base 1 to 222 and encodes 73 amino acids. Gene Ontology annotation, biological process: actin filament organization. The record is from RefSeq and is a predicted model, not a curated record.